AAGCAUUCAUGAUGAUUUCUAAAGUGUCUCAAACCAUAGUUUUAAUUUUCAGCAUUUUGGUGGCAGUUUGGCAUACAUCCUCUCCUGUAAACACUGAGGGCAUCUCUCCUACUCUAGUGAUGACGGCUAAGACCGGCGGCACUGUAACUUUGGAAUGCUUUCUAUCAGAAAAAACACGAACUGAUCCUGUAGUUUGGUACAAGCAAAGUGUUGGCCAGAUGCCACUUCUUCUAGGAUCAGCUCAGCCACUUCAGCCUUCUGUACUCUACAAUGAAUUUAAUAAUAGCCGUUUCAUCAUGAACAGGGGUUCUGUAACUUUCCACCUUUUUAUCUCAAACAUUCAGUCAUCUGAUGAGGCUUUUUAUUUCUGUGGAGUCAAGAUUGGCUAUGAAAUACGUUUUGGAAAUGGAACAUAUUUGCUUGUGAAAGAAAAAGAUCAGCUGAGGUCCAGCAUUGCAGCAGUGAUCCAAGCCCAAGUAUCAGACCCAGUUCACCCAGGUGAUUCAAAGACACUGGAGUGUGAAGUUCAAACUGAGACCAGAACAGAAGACCUCAGAGUGUUCUGGUUCAGACCAGCUUCAGAAGAUUCCCAUCCAGGAGUCAUUUACACCAACAACAGCAGGAGUGGUCAGUGUGAGGGUCGCUGUGUCUACAGUCUCUCUAAGAAGGACAUCAACAUCUCUGAUGCUGGAACUUACUACUGUGGCAUAGCCACAAGCAGACAAAUACUGUUUGGGAAUGGAACAGCACUCAUCAUUGGGGAGCCUGUGGAUACUCUGCUGGUUGGUUUGGCCGUGGCUUUGGGUUGCUGUGUUGCGCUGAUGUUUUUUCUGUUUUUCCUGAACUACAAGAGGAGAAUUACAUGUGACAACUGCAAAAGUAAGUAUCAUUUUGAUUCAUAUUGUAACUUUUAAAUGUUGCUGAGCUGACUUUGUUGAGUCUGUGUGUGUUGUUUUGGUUGAUAGUAAGACACUUGCAGCAUGGUAGAGAUGGCAGCUGUGAAACCA
Messenger RNA from Clupea harengus (Atlantic herring), 1007 nucleotides. RefSeq lists its product as uncharacterized. Gene Ontology annotation, biological process: response to bacterium. The transcript is spliced from 4 exons. The coding region runs from base 9 to 914 and encodes 301 amino acids. NCBI's taxonomy places the organism in Eukaryota, Metazoa, Chordata, Actinopteri, Clupeiformes, Clupeidae. The record is from RefSeq and is a predicted model, not a curated record.